Messenger RNA from Clupea harengus (Atlantic herring), 1978 nucleotides. RefSeq lists its product as uncharacterized. NCBI's taxonomy places the organism in Eukaryota, Metazoa, Chordata, Actinopteri, Clupeiformes, Clupeidae. The record is from RefSeq and is a predicted model, not a curated record. Gene Ontology annotation, molecular function: ubiquitin-protein transferase activity; ATP hydrolysis activity. The transcript has 9 exons. Bases 187 to 1551 code for a protein of 454 amino acids.
CAUUGCUGAGGCUCAGGUCUAUGAAACUGUUCUUCUGUCUUUUUAAAGGACUUUGAGGCCCGUUUCUCCAGUGUGCACAGAAACAUUCUCAGAAAGGGAGGCAGGGAGACACUAGCCCAGAUAGUCUACAGCCAAGUGCCUGAUCUGAAGGACCUGCCAACAACAGGCGUGUUUAACCUCCCCCUGAUGUGGAAGUUCGAGCAGAGGAUGACCAUUCAGCUACUCAGCCGCCUGAUUGAGCAGAGAGAUGAGAGGAAAAACCUGUCUGUGCUCACAGAGCUCCUGAAAAAUUCUGUCCACAUACGGCACAUCAAACAUCUGCCUCAAGUGCUGAACCUGCAGCACAAAAUGAUGCAUCACUUUCGAAAUGUGGAUCUGCAGUGCUACGAGGAUGUGCCAAUUGGGGCCUUCAUUAAAGAGAAUAUUAGAGAUGAAGGAGACCAUGUUUUCAACGAAAAUGUUGAAACUCUGAAAACCAUCUGGGCCCAUUUGACUGCAAUCCAAUACGUCAAGAUUCCUAUAGAGUUGAAGGACAAGACAGAGGAAGACUUGAUGAUACUGGACCUCUUGCCUAGGAAAGGUUCAGUCAUGUACACCUUGACAGAUUACCUUGUCAGAAUGCAGAAUGACUGUAUAAACUGCGCCAACCCCGGAGAGAACAGACGCGUCAGUACCAGUGAAAUCAAGCCUUCCCAUGUCAUUGACUGCACCCCUGAGCAAGACUUCUUGACCAUUGCGAUGUCCAACAUUGACCAUGUGGUGUGUGAGGAUGGGACAGAAAGCACCAACUACAACUUUAAGAGCCUGGAGAGGCAGAUAGUCGACCGGUUCUUCACAGAGAAACCAAUCAUCAAUGUCAAUACAAUUCCAUUGUUUGAGGACAAAACCAGAACAACCCUUCGGGCUUUCUUCAGCAUGAAGGAGCAGCUGGAGCCUUUGAACACCAAUGACCAGAACUGCAUCUUGAAUGACUUCAGGUUCCUGAAUGAGAUCUCAGCUGCCCUCUCUACACUAAGAAUUGCCAUUGGGUUUAUGCAGCUGUCAUUUCCUCCUGCAGAGGAGUACCUUGUGCACUACCUGAGUAAAGAGCUGAAGCUCGAGGAUAGAACACAUACCCUGAGCUUACCGGUGCUGAGAACCAGCAGGGUGAAGCACAUCCAGUCUCUCUGGGAGGUGCUUUCUCUGAGGCAGUCCUCCCUGCUCAUUGAGAUGAACCAGAAUCCGUUCUUCAUGAUCGAGAAAGGUUUUCAUGAGUCGUUUUCUGAGGAGCAGAAGAAGGAAAUCACCCCCAAACUGGCCAACCUCACCAAACUGGACCUCUUCGUUACAGAGCUGCACUACGUCAUCAUGAACAUUCAUUUGAAUGGCGUCAAGCACGACUGGAGGUGUGUGUUAUUUGAUCUGUUUAUUCUUCAGCACACGUGCAUUAUUCACUGCAGUUUCACUACAAUGCACUUUCCCUUUUCAAUUUCAGUGUCCAAGAGACGUGUGAUGGCUUUGCGGAAAGGGGUGAGAUUGACGAGAGAGUAUUGGAGAGUGUGGAGACUCUGAAGUUGGAGAUGGAGCUGGAGAUGAAGAACAGCAUUGCUCUUUGGAAAAUGGCUGUUCAGAUGAAGAGGAGCUUGUCAGGAUGAUACCAGACAGACAAGCCUCAUUACAAAACUACUUUGCUUUUUCAUUUUCAUUUAACCUUUUAAAUCACGAGCAUAUAUUACAGUUAUCCAUUAAUAAUGACGCUAUAACAGAUAGACUCUUUAGUUCAGUUUAACUUCUUUGUUUCUGACUUUGGUAAUUAAAAAUCUAUACUAUCUAUACAAUCUGUAGAUUUGAAAGACAACCCUGUUAGUAAGACAUGUUUAUUUGAGUGUUUGUUAGUGAACAAUUGUGUGGGUUUUCAAAUGCUUUUCUUUCCCAUGUCAAUGCUACUUUACAUCAUGCAGUAUGUGUGAUCUUCCAUGAUAAUGAUAUAAAUUUGAUG